Messenger RNA from Platichthys flesus (European flounder), 3625 nucleotides. It is a transcript of the gene selenon, whose product is annotated as selenoprotein N. The transcript is spliced from 13 exons. NCBI's taxonomy places the organism in Eukaryota, Metazoa, Chordata, Actinopteri, Pleuronectiformes, Pleuronectidae. The record is from RefSeq and is a predicted model, not a curated record. Gene Ontology annotation, cellular component: endoplasmic reticulum membrane. Gene Ontology annotation, biological process: calcium ion homeostasis; skeletal muscle fiber development. Gene Ontology annotation, molecular function: calcium ion binding.
UCCACAUCCAUACGGCUGUGGUUGGAUGUGGGAAACAAGACAUCUGCUGAGACUGUAACGCCCGGAAAAGGACGCGCUGUUGCCGGCUACAGGACCCAAGAGCUGUCGCCUCCGUGCGGGAUCGAAGGAUGGCGGCGGACGUGGAUAACAGAGCCCCCGAGGAUGAGGGAGGAAGUCCGCCGCAGAACAGGCGCCAGAGUGCGGGCUCGGGAUCUUGGGUGCACCGGGCGAUGUGGACGCUGCUGGUGCUCGGUGCCGUUCCUCUGCUCGCGUUGGGAAUCAAGUGGCAUCAGGACGCUCAGCUCGUCAAACGUCAUGAGGAGAGUGUUCGAGUUCUCGGUGCCGAGGGGCUCUUUCUCUUCGCUUCGUUGGACACCGACCACGACCUCUAUCUCAGCCCGGAGGAGUUUAAACCAAUUGUUGAGAAACUCACAGGGAUCUCAGCCCCUGUGGAUUUUGAGGAGGAAGUGAUCCAUGAUCCCAGCGGGGAGAUUUUGACGUUGGAGGCAAAAAUGCAGCCACUGCUGCUCGACUCUAUGACGAAAAGCAAGGAUGGUUUUCUUGGGGUUUCUCACAGCUCUCUGAGUGGGCUGCGCUCUUGGAAAAGCCCAGCAGUGCCUUCUUCUUCAUACUCCGCCAGCCAGUUCAGGGUCUUCCUGCCCCCAAAGAACAAGGCUGAAGUGGGAGACACGUGGUGGGUGAUGCCCAGUGAGCUCAACAUCUUUACUGGAUACCUGCCCAACAAUCGCUACCACCCUCCCACACCAAAAGGGAAAGAGGUUCUCAUCCACUCACUGCUGAGUAUGUUCCACCCUCGACCCUUCAUCAAGUCACGUUUCGCUCCUCAGGGCGCAGUCGCCUGCAUCCGUGCCAGCAACGACUAUUACUAUGACAUUGUAAUCAGGAUUCAUGCAGAGUUCCAGCUCAACGAUGUUCCUGACUUUCCCUUCUGGUUCACCCCGGGCCAGUUCACUGGUAACAUCGUCCUCUCUAAAGACGCAUCUCAUGUCCGACACUUCCACCUCUACGUCCCUAACGACAGGUCUCUGAAUGUGGACAUGGAGUGGCUGUACGGGGCCAGCGAGAGCAGCAACAUGGAGGUGGACAUUGGAUACCUCCCGCAGUUAGAGCUGCAGUCCACGGGCCCCUCGACUCCCUCCAUCAUCAUGGACGAGGAGGGCAACGUCAUAGACAGUCGGGACGGCAGCUCCGAACCCAUCCAGUUUGUCUUCGAAGACAUCCACUGGACCUCGGAGAUCAGUCAGCAAGAAGCCACUCGGCGUCUGGAGGUCACCCUCUACCCCUUUAAGAGGGUGUCCUACCUGCCUUUUUCCGAGGCCUUUGAGCGAGCCCAAGCAGAGAGGAAGCUGGUGCAUUCCAUUCUGCUUUGGGGAGCUUUAGACGACCAGUCCUGCUGAGGUUCGGGGCGAACUCUCCGGGAGACAGUCCUGGAAAGUUCGCCCGUCAUGGCCCUGCUCAACCAGAGCUUCAUCAGCAGCUGGUCUCUGGUCAAAGAGCUGGAGGGCCUGCAGGCUGAUGAGCAGAACUCUGUUCUGAGUGAAAAGGCUCAAUUACAUCUGGAGAAGUACAACUUCCCCGUAGAGAUGAUGGUGGCGUUGCCCAAUGGAACCAUUGUCCACCACAUCAACGCCAACUUCUUCCUGGACCAGACGGCCAUGAAGCCAGAGGAGGAAGGAGCCACAUUCAGCUUCUCCGCAGGGUUCGAGGACCCGUCCACAUCCACUUAUAUCAGCUUCCUGAAAGAGGGGCUGGAGAAAGCCAAGGAGUACCUGGCACAGUAGUGUGUUUGUGCGUGUGUGGUAGAGGCUGAGGGUUAAGAAAACCCCUCCAACCGUCUUGUAGAGAAGCCGUCUCAUCAGUGUUGGAAGCUGAGAAACGUUUUUGCCUACAAUCCUGUUUGUCACCAUUUAUUUGAAUGUCUCUCCUGGUUAAAAAAUGGUUUUAUAUUCAGUAUUUAUAUUGCGAGAAAAAGUACAUAUACAGUUACUGUCAAUGUAAUACAUUUUAAUGAAAGAUAAAGGCCUUGCACUGAGCAGUAACAACCAAACACAUUUAGAUCUGCUCUCUCUGCUGAUGAAUGUAGAUAUAAAAGGCAGGCGUAGGCCUGCCAACUCAUUCUUCAGUGCAAGUGCUUAUGUCAUCUUAAAGACAAAUCAGAAGUGCAUCAACAUAUCAUCCUUCUUUUAUAUCCCGGUGCUGCAUGUGCAAUAUUUAACGACUGAAUGAGUUUUUCCUGCUGCUGAUUCUACCCAGAGACGGCGCCGGUGCCGCCUCCAGCUGUGUCUCAGCAGUUUGUGAAGACUUUGCCUGAAAGCUCUCUUGGGGCCGGGUGACGCCUGAUGUUGUUGCUGAGGCUGCUGGAAGGAAACAACUGUUGCUGUCUCAGGGGACAAACACAGCUGGAAAAAUUUAACAGGGUAGCGCCACAUGAUUUACUGAUGCGUUUACAUGUUUUCUUUGUGUUUUAAACCAAAUGUUGAGAUAUUUUGCAGUUUUUGUGUUCAGAGGAAGAUGUAACCACACCAAAGAACUUUUUUUUAAUCAUGUACAGUAGCUCGCUCGCAGCUUGGGCAUUUGCCCACUUCAUAUUUAUGUAGCUCAGUGGAACCAAAUGGUAAUUUCUUUUGAAGAAUUGUUUGAUCCCUUAACUGGAAGCCACAUGGUGCUGUAUUCUCUUUGACACUACAGUCAAACUACUACGUUUACUUGUGUCUUUUGCUAAACAAAGACAAAAUACAUGAUAAUUUAAGGGGAAACAAGACUUACUGCCCCGUGGUUUAUUUAAUCUACCAAUUAGUGAAUUUCAGUCAAAAUAUUUUUUUUACCGACUCAUGAGGUCACUGUUAAUCUUUAAGUCCAAGUGAAAACUGGACUUUGAAGUAAUUCCCUAAAGGCAAAUAACAUUAUCAAGUGGCCAAAAAUGUUUUGUGAUGCCAUGGUGACCUCUAACCUUUGACCAUUCAAAUCUAAUCAGUGAGUCUAAGUAAACAUUUGUGCCAAAUUUGAAAGGAUUCUUUUCGAGGGAUUAUUAAGAUAAAAUGUUCACAAGGCAAAACAAGUGUAUUGUGAGGUCACCUUUGACAUUGGACUACCAAAAUGUAAUCAAGUCAUCUGUGAGCCCAAGUGAAUGUUUGUGCCAAAUUAUAAAGUAUUCCCUUGAGAUGUCCCUGAUAUAUCAUGUGUAUCUUGAGGUCACUGUCACCAAAUUCUCAUCAAUUCAUCCUUGGGCCAAAGUGAAAGUGCUUGAGAUAUCAUGUUCAUGAGAAUGGGACGGAUGCACGGACAACCUGGAAACACAGCUGUUGCCACUACAGAGGCAUAAAGAACAAGUCAACAUGGACACAAAAUUAGCUGUUUAUCACUGUACGUCUGAUUUUCACCUCCUCAAUUUCGGUUACAAGUGUGAAACGGGAGAAUUUAAUGAUUUAAAAAACUCAUCGGAUUACUACCAGUGGAUUUUGAUAAUGAGAAUAACAUUGUAACAGUACAACACAGACAUACAAGGUCCUGUCAGCGUGAGAUUUCUGAAUGUUUGAAACCUGUUAUUCUACCAGUGUUAUUUUUUGAAGGUGAAAUAAAACUUGUCGUUUUUUUACACAUUGAA